CAAAAUGCCCCGCCUAAACGCCGUGACAACAGACGCCGUUCCUCCGACGCGCUGUCCAGGUGUUCGGUGUAUGAUAUUGCAGAGAUCUAGACCGUUUUGGAGCUUCAUCAGUAUGUCUGCAUGACAUGGCCUAACGUGAUAUGUCUACGAGCCCGGCUUUCGGACGUCUGGAAUGCUUUUACUGCCUUCGCUCCCUCGUCUCUCAGAGAAUGAAGCGGGAACACCGUAAAAAUGAAGACUGACACGGGGGUGAUAAUUUGAGCUGUGUGUGUUUAUACCUCGAGUGGGAAAAGCUAGCGGCUAGGCUAGCCAGCUAGCUCAGACAGUUUAGACACCCAGCGGAGGCUCGGAUAUCGGAUUUGUGCGGCCAUGGCUGGGCUCAUCAAGAAGCAGAUCCUGAAGCAUCUCUCCAGGUUUGCUAAGAACUUGUCUCCGGACAAGAUCAACCUGAGCACGCUGAAGGGGGAGGGCCAGCUGACCAACCUGGAGCUGGAUGAGGAGGUUCUCCAGAGCUUGCUGGACCUGCCCACCUGGCUGGCCAUCAACCGUGUGGAAUGCAACAAGGCCGCCAUCAGGAUACCAUGGACAAAGUUGAAGACUCACCCAAUCUCUUUGACCCUGGAUAAAGUGGUGAUGGAGAUGAGUACCUGUGAUGAGCCCCGUCCCCCCAAUGGCCCAUCUCCCAUAGCAACAGCAUCAGGACAAAGUGAAUAUGGCUUUGCUGAGAAGGUGGUAGAGGGGAUGUCACUGUCCAUCAACUCCAUCGUCAUCAGGAUCAGUGCCAAGGCCUUUAACGCCUCCUUUGAGCUCUCCCAGCUUCAGGUCUACAGCGUCAACACCAGUUGGAGCAUCAGUGACCUGCGAUUCACCCGCAUCCAGGACCCUCAGAGGGGAGAGAUCCUGACAUUCAAAGAGAUCAGCUGGCAGAUGAUUCGUAUUGAGGCUGACGCUAUCCAGAGCGCUGAGCAUGAGAUGUUGAGUGCCCCCAUUCGCCUCAUCACCAACCAGUCCAAGAUCAGAGUCACUCUCAAGAGACGGAUUAAGGACUGUAACGUGGUGGCCUCCAAGCUGAUUCUGAUCCUGGACGACCUGCUCUGGGUGCUGACCGACUCCCAGCUUAAAGCCAUGGUGCAGUAUGCCAAGUCUCUCAGCGAGGCCAUGGAGAAGUCUGCACAGCAGAGGAAGAGCAUGGCCACAGAAGACCAGGUGUCAUCAGCGCCACCCACAGCUCAGCAGGUGCGUACCCAGCAGGCGUCCACAGCAGCUGACCAGAAUGCAACCAUGGCCAAGCUGUUCAGCGCCUACGACGUCUGCGAGACGUCCCACCACCUCCAGAUCACACACCUCGACCUGCACAUCUGUGAUGACAUCCAUGUUAAGGACAAAGUGAGCAAUAAGAGGAUAACGGGUGGGGCCAUGCAGCUUUCCUUCAGCUCCAUUACUCUGGACUACUACCCUUUCCACAGAGCAGGUGACUGUUGUGCGCACUGGAUGCACUACAGCGAGGCCACCAAGACCAGAGAGGGCUGGGCACGGAGUCUGCUCGAUGAGUUCAAGUCCAACGUGGAGAUGCUAAAGAGUGCGGUUCGAGACCAGCAAGGCCCGGCCCCUGCACACAGUUCCCCACAACACGGUAAGAUAAACACCUCUUCCAGCGCUUCCUUCAGUCCUCCUCCCCCUCAAACCCCCAAGACCCAGCUCAUGUCCAGCUCUGUUGUUCUCAGGAUGGCUGACUUCAGCAUCUACCAGGUGUCAACAGCAGACCAGCGUCGCUCCAGCCCCAAGACCAUGAUCUCCUGCAAUAAGAAGGCCUUGUACCUUCCCCCCGAGAUGCCAGCCAUUCAUGUCGAGUUCACGGAGUACUACUUCCCCGAUGGAAAAGACUAUCCCAUCCCGUGUCCUAACCUGUACGUCCAGCUGAACGCCCUGCAGCUGGUUCUGGAUCCUCGCAGCCUGGUGUGGAUCAACCUUUUCACCCUCGACCUCAGGCAGAGUCUGGAGCAGUUCAUGGAGAUCUACAAGCUCAGUGACUCGCAGAAACCCGAAGAGCAUGUUGACAUCAAGGUUGACGGCCUCAUGCUUAAGCUGGUGAUUCCCACCAAUUGGGACGCCUCCUGUCCCGCUGAUCUGCCUCGCUCCAUUUCAGUGCAGACCUCCGAAAUGGUGGCCACAAACACCCGGCACCCGGCUAACUGCACCCGCUCCCACCUCGAGGCCUUGUUGCAGGCCUUUGAAGAGGAGCCCUUCUUCUCUCCCUGUUUCUCCUCCUUCCCUCGCUCCUCCUCCUCCUUACCCCUUCUCCAUCCCGUCUUCCAGCGCCACGCUCACGAACAAGACACCAAGCUUCAUGAAAUCUACCGGGGCCUGGUGGUGCCGACGUUGGGCACAGACGCCCUCAAGAUGCCGGCCGCCUCUGACUUUUGGGCGUUGCACUUUGCCCAGUUCUGGGUGGACUAUGAAGGCACCUGUGGAGGCAAGGGGCGACCGCAGCCCUUCGUGGACUCCUUCCCUCUUACCAUGUGGGCAAGUCAGCCUGCAAAGAUUGUCCAGCACCAGGAGAGGCUCAGAGGUGGUUUGUCCAGAAGCACAUCAGGAGAGGCUGUCGCACGUCUGCAGAGGAAACGAUUAUUAAAGGACUAUUACAGUACUGAUGGUGCUGCAGCAUCAGCACACGAUUCAACGCUGCCUUCCAGGAACGGACUUCAUAAACCUCUCUCAUUGGGAAGCCCGCCUUCCUCCUCCUCCUCCUCUUCUUUGUCAUCAUCAAUUAAAGAAGCAGAUGUGCAUGUAUUGGUGCACGUGCAGAAGCAUCUAAGUGCUCAGGUGAGCCACCGGCAGUAUGUGUUUCUGAUGCAUCUUCAGCGCAGCAUCAAAGCCCUCCAACAGACACUACAGCAGGAUCUGGAGGAAAUGGGCUCCAAGAAAGACCGCAAGGAUCCCUCUCAGCAUCUUGCAGACCACCAGCCCUUCACUGUCUGCCUGGGUCUCCUGCUGAAAAGCGCAGAGGUGUCCCUGCUCCUGAAGCCCAUCCCCCAACCUGAGGGUUCACGAUCUCCUCUGGGGUCCGAGCUCUCCCCCUCAGAGAGCCGGGGAACUCUGGAGCCUGGGAGCGAUGCAGGAGAGGGGGUGGAGAAGGGGAGUGAAGGAGCUGGAUCUGGGUCCGAAGGAGGAGCAGCAGCCAGAGGGGCAUACACUGUAGACCAGCUGUUAUGUGGUGAUAGCUCGGAGGGUGGAGCCUCGCAUGGUCCUGCCCCUCUCGUCCCCAACUCUACGCGUCCUGACUCAAAUCACAAAGCCCCGCUGGACGAGAGGACUUCCGCUAAGAACUCUGGGAGGCGGAGUUCAGAUGAAGGGGGCGAGGCAGUAGUGGAUGGGUUGGCUGGAGGUGAAGAUGUUGUAGCUGGACUAGAUUUUAAAACACAGACUGUUGACCCCCUGUCAGACUGGAACGACAAAGACAAGGCUGCAGCCGCCAAAAUGCCUCAGUCAAUAUCCAGUGGUCGUUUGAUGCGGGACCGCUCCCAGUCCAGUUUCUCCGUGUCCUAUAAGAACAUGAAGAAGAGCCCGUCCCUGCAGUCGCUGGACAACAUCUCUAUAGACAGCUACCUGAUGGAGGACGGAGACGCGUACAGUCUGCUAGAGAGAGAUGACGUGUCCAUGUCAGGCUUCAAGGAUGCCAUCAGCGAACAGAGUGCCACUGAGAGCGCCACCGAGGCAGUGAUUGGUCAGCAGCAGGAGGGAGGCGUGUCCCCCGACACUGUCAGCGCAACCUCCCAGAGCAUCGACGAUCCCACCAAAGAUACAGUGUCGGUGCUGGUGUUGAAGGUGCAGUCGGUAUGUGUGGGCAUGGAGGCGUUUGGCGAGAGCACGGCCGUGGCUCUGGAGGUGGGCCAGGUCACACCCAGCCAGCUGGGCAAUGUCAGCCUGAGACAGUACCUCAGCAACCGCAGCCUGGCUGGCGGUGAGAUCCGCUCUGCGCCCGCCGGGGUACUCCACAGUCCAGCGGUGUGCGCCCGCCUUGAGAGCGGGCCCUGCGCCGCCGCUCACUCCCCGCUUGCCGAGCGCAACGGCUUCCUGCAGCUGCGUCUCCACGGAUACCAAGCAAGCUUCUUGAUGUCCACGCUGCGUAAUCUGGCUCACUUCCUGGAGGACGACUCUGCGCCGCUGGUGCUGCCCAUGGAGAUCAGCGUCAGGGACACACACGUCAACUUAAAGGACGACGGUCCCCGUGACAAUCUCUCUGACUCGGAGUCCUCGCCUAUCACCCUGCAUGUGGACAGCCUCAUAAUACACAGAAGAGACGACGGCUCCUUCUGUAUCGGAGUGGACACAGCAACGGAGAGCAAACCAUGGAAAGGGGGUGCGUUGAUUGAUAGCGCUCUGACUCCAGUCCCUGAGAUUGUGGGUGGUGUCUGCGGUAUACCAAAGGCUACACAGACCCAAGCCCCACCCACCAGCCCCCACCCAUAUAGCAGAGAAAAGAUGCUGGUGGAGGAAAACGAAUGUUUGAAAGUGGAGCUGUCCCGAGCCAAGAUGGCGCUGGCUGAGGCUCAGAUGGAGAAGGACUCACUGCUGCACUGCAUGAAGAACCUCAAAACCAGCUAGACCCAGCUCCCUCUUCGCACCCACGCCCAGCCAGUCAGUCGUUCAUCUCUGCAGUUAUGAAGACUGACACUGAUGGGCAGCAAAGAAAAUUAAAGGCAACAUCAACAAGCAAAGAAAAAGACUAAAACGGCUCCCUUUACUGGCUUAUUUGUUGAGGGAGCCGCCAUUAGACUUCAAAAUAAUUCCCUCAUGAAGCAAUGCAGAGUCUGUGUGAAGACUCAAAAAUACACAUUUUUACACGCUUGUCGUCUGUUAUAUGUUCUCCACUUUGAGAGUUGAAAAGGGAGAAAUGACAUUUAAUGGGUCUGUGUGUGUGUUUGUGUGUGUGUGUCUGUGUAUUUGUGUGAAAGAAAGAGGAUGAGGAUCUAUAUCCGUGGUUGUGCCUACAGAGUUCCCUCCCCCGGCUACCCCUAUUGUGCAAGUUAAAACCGAAAAGAAUCACAGCUAACUUUAGAUGAGCUUCAUUCAAUCCUGUAAAUAUGAAGGAAAACUGAAUGUCGUAUCUUCAGAGGAAUGUCUAAAAAAAACAAAAGACUUAUUUUGCACUGCACAGAAAUUAAACUUGUAAUUUAGUGCUUUCAUAUUCAGAGGGCACGAGACAAAUCAUGUUCUCAUUCGUCCUCAGUGUGUACAGUGUAAAUUGUAUAUGAAUGUGAACACAUAACUAUUUUCUUCAGAACUUUGAAAGGUUAUACAGUGUUUCAGGUGUGUGUGUGUGUGUGUGUGUGUGUGUGUGUGUGUGAGCGAGCGAGCGCCACAACAAGCAUUUCAUUACAAGCAGAGGAUGAAUUUAUAUCCGUCAGUUCCACAGCUUUGUUAG
This is a messenger RNA of Perca flavescens (yellow perch), 5425 nucleotides long. It is a transcript of the gene bltp3b, whose product is annotated as bridge-like lipid transfer protein family member 3B. Bases 370 to 4605 code for a protein of 1411 amino acids. The transcript has 22 exons. The record is from RefSeq and is a predicted model, not a curated record. NCBI's taxonomy places the organism in Eukaryota, Metazoa, Chordata, Actinopteri, Perciformes, Percidae.